CAAAGCGACGCUGUGGUACGUGCCACUGUCCCUGAAGAACGUGAACAAAGUGGUGGAAGUUCCUGCCAUGCAGUACGUGCGCAAAGAGCAGGAGGACGAGGGGAGGAAGCGCUACGAGGAGCAGAAACUGGACCGACUGGAAACGAAGCAGAGAAACGGUGACGCGAUCGUCCCGGUGAUGGGCCCAGACAGGCAGACUAAAGAGCCGCACACCGUGGGCUACAGCCAGUCCAGCCUCAUCCACCUGGUGGGCCCAUCGGACUGCACCCUGCUGGGCUUCGUGCACGGCGGCGUCACCAUGAAGCUCAUGGACGAGGUGGCGGGCAUCGUGGCGGCGCGCCACUGCAAGACCAACAUCGUCACGGCCUCCGUGGAUGCCAUCAACUUCCACGAGAAGAUCAAGAAAGGUAGUGUUAUUACUAUUUCUGGGCGCAUGACCUUCACGAGCAAUAAAUCCAUGGAGAUUGAGGUCUUUGUGGACGCCGAUCCCUUUGUGGAUGAGCCGCAAGAACGAUACCGCGCGGUCAGUGCUUUCUUCACCUACGUGUCGCUGAGCAAGGAGGGGAAACCUCUGCCGGUGCCGCAGCUGCUGGUAAGAGCCCUGUGGGGGGCUGCGCCGGGCUGGGGUCUCUGCCCCGUCCCGCUGCACCGCUCCUACCUGAGCGGGACUUGA
Messenger RNA from Tinamus guttatus (white-throated tinamou), 673 nucleotides. NCBI's taxonomy places the organism in Eukaryota, Metazoa, Chordata, Aves, Tinamiformes, Tinamidae. The record is from RefSeq and is a predicted model, not a curated record.